GUCAUGAUCCUUGUUGAAGAGCAAAGAUGUUAUUAUUCUUACAUUCUACACUCACCAACCACCAAAAUACACUCUCAUUUCAAUUCCAAUUCCAAUGGCUUCCACAUCAACCCAUUUCUCUCUAUCCCCUUCUCUCAAACAACAUACUUCAAUCCCACAACCCAUUCAUUUCUCCUCACUUCAAAAUCCUAAAUUUCUCCAUCCCCAAUCUUCAUUCUCCAACAACCAUUUUCCAAAAUUUUCCUCUCUUUCUAAACCCUUAAGGUCACCAAUAUGCGCUAGCUCCUCUCAACUAAUGGACCCUUUUGCAGCAAAAACCGAACCCGGGAUUCCCACUAUUGUUAACGUUGAUUUGGGUGAUCGGAGCUAUCCAAUUUACAUCGGAUCCGGGUUGCUCAAUAAACCCGAGCUUCUCCAAAGGCAUGUCCAUGGAAAGAAGGUCCUUAUUGUCACCAACAAUACGGUUGCACCUUUGUAUCUAGACAAGGUUGUUGAUGCUUUAACAAGUGGAAACCCAAAUGUUUCCGUUGAGAGUGUAAUUUUACCGGAUGGCGAGCAGUACAAGAACAUGGAUACUCUUAUGAAAGUGUUUGACAAAGCUAUUGAGUCUCGAUUGGACCGGCGGUGUACUUUUGUUGCCCUUGGAGGUGGUGUGAUUGGUGACAUGUGUGGUUUUGCUGCUGCUGCGUUCCUACGUGGUGUUAAUUUUAUUCAAAUUCCAACUACUGUUAUGGCACAGGUUGAUUCUUCUGUUGGUGGCAAAACUGGGAUAAACCAUCCCCUUGGCAAGAACCUGAUCGGUGCUUUUUAUCAACCUCAGUGUGUGCUUAUAGACACAGACACAUUAAAUACAUUACCGGAGAGGGAACUGGCAUCAGGGUUUGCAGAGGUUAUAAAGUAUGGACUCAUUAGAGAUGCUGAAUUUUUUGAGUGGCAAGAGAAAAAUAUGCAGGCACUGAUGGCUAGAGAUCCUAGUGCACUGGCAUACGCUAUAAAGCGAUCGUGUGAAAACAAGGCUGAGGUUGUGUCCUUGGAUGAGAAGGAAAGUGGACUCAGGGCAACAUUGAACUUGGGUCAUACAUUUGGUCAUGCAAUAGAAACUGGGGUUGGCUAUGGACAGUGGCUUCAUGGAGAGGCUGUUGCAGCUGGCACGGUAAUGGCUGUUGACAUGUCAUAUCGCCUAGGUUGGAUUGAUGAUUCUAUUGUGAAGCGAGUUAGUGACAUUUUAAAACAGGCCAAGUUACCGAUUGUGCCUCCUGAAAUUAUGACUGUGGACAUGUUUAAAUCUGUCAUGGCGGUUGAUAAGAAGGUAGCAGAUGGAUUGCUGAGACUCAUCCUUCUAAAGGGUCCUCUCGGAAAUUGCAUUUUCACAGGGGAUUACGACAGAAAGGCUCUAGACAAUACACUUCGUGCAUUCAGUAAAUCUUGAUCGUUGGGUUCGAUGUUUCUAUUGCAGCUUUACGCAAUUCUUUGUAAUUUACAGUGAAUGCUUGUAUGUUGUGAUAACCUCACUUUUAUUUUUCCUUUGUACUUGGGAUGCUCCUCAUGGUCCCUAUUAUAUAGUCAAGAGUCUAUAACAAAGUUGUAUUAUUAGAAGUUGAUGCACGAUCAAUAAUGAUUAUCCAAGUAGAUCAUAUUCUUUUUGACC
Molecule: messenger RNA, 1648 nt
Organism: Cicer arietinum (chickpea)
Lineage: Eukaryota; Viridiplantae; Streptophyta; Magnoliopsida; Fabales; Fabaceae
Product: 3-dehydroquinate synthase, chloroplastic
Biological process (GO): aromatic amino acid biosynthetic process
Cellular component (GO): cytoplasm
Molecular function (GO): 3-dehydroquinate synthase activity
Source: RefSeq, a predicted model, not a curated record